AUGUCUGAAGAAGCAGGUGAAAUCAGUCCUACAGCUUGGGAUAAGUUAAUGGAAGAAGUUAGUUGGUUACGAGAAGCUUAUACUCAUAAAUGUUCUGAAGUCGGAUAUCUUAGUGGAGAAACUGAUCGUAUGAAAUGGCUAUACGACCAAAGUUGUGAACAAAUUAUAUCAUUAAAAGCCCAAAACGAACAUCUAAGGAAAGAAUUAGAUGAGAGUGAAUUUCUUCGUAAGAAGUUAACUGAACAAGUUGAUGAACCAAAAAUUGAACAAUGUAAAAAGCGACACCAUAAUAGGGGUGGAAGAUUUCAAAAUUAUCGAAAUCUUUCUUUGAAUCUCAAGAAAAAUAAUAAUAACGGAAAUGGAGAUAGUAAUGAUAAUGAUAAAAGAAACAAGGACGCUAAAAAUUCUCAGUGGGACAGCGCUGAUGAAAGAGAAAAAUCUAGCGAGGACGAAGUCGUGAUAGAUAAAUAA
Messenger RNA from Rhizophagus irregularis DAOM 181602=DAOM 197198, 471 nucleotides. RefSeq lists its product as uncharacterized. NCBI's taxonomy places the organism in Eukaryota, Fungi, Glomeromycota, Glomeromycetes, Glomerales, Glomeraceae. The record is from RefSeq and is a predicted model, not a curated record.